Tribolium madens (black flour beetle) is the source of this 3188-nucleotide messenger RNA. Its product is annotated as FHIP family protein AGAP011705. The transcript has 6 exons. Bases 175 to 2505 code for a protein of 776 amino acids. The record is from RefSeq and is a predicted model, not a curated record. Lineage: Eukaryota; Metazoa; Arthropoda; Insecta; Coleoptera; Tenebrionidae.
CCGGAGAAAGUGGUCCGUCAAAAAAUGCGUAAAUACCAGCAUUAUGUUAUCUAUAAUUUAAAUGAAGUGUAUUGAAAUGAGAUAAAUAAGUUUAUUGAAUUGGUGUUAUUAAUAAUAACUUGAUGGGGUACGAGCAGUAUGGUAUUUCAGCGGGUUAACUAGAAGUCGACAAAAAUGGAGUGGAUACGCAGUGGGUACAACAUGUUAAAUAAGCAGCCGCGGGCUUUGAUGGGCAGCACAAUGGAAGAAUGCGACCCCCAAGCUUGCUACGACAGUUUCAAAGAACACUGGCAUCAAGCUUUAAAGAUCAUCAAUCGGACCCAGCAAUUGCCUAAAAAUGAUGAUGUUCUGGGGGUUGUCAACCAUUUGGAGCAGAUGGUGACGCUUCUGUUGUACGAUAUGAAGAAAAUUGACCAGCUCAGAGUUCCAAUUUCGUCAUCUUCUCAGUGUCUGGAAUACAUGCUUGCUGAAAAUAUCCUUGACAAGUUGUUUGAAUGGGGCGUCCGUGCUGGAAAAUUUAAGGACGCUGUAAGGUGCGAACAGUUGAAGUUGUAUGAAGUUUUGAUCAGUAGAUCCAGACACGUCCUUUUAGUCCAUGAACCGUUUCUUAGGCCAAUGUUGAAACUACUCAACUCCUGUAAAGAUGAAUUGUUUUCCAGAGACAUAGAAAAACUUCUUGUCGACUUACUAAAUCAAUUGUGCGCUCUCUUAAUGCAAAAUGUUGAUUUAAUUGAUUUAUUUUUCCAGAAGAAUGAAAAUAAUUCAAGGUUUAUAAUUUUCUUGCUGUUAAUACCGUUUGUGCAUCGCGAGGAUUCAAUAGGGAUGAGGGCUAGAGACGGUUUGUUGCUCUGCAUGUCGCUGUCAAAGAAAAAUAAAGACGUCGCUACUUACAUAGUAGAGCGGUCAAAUUUUGCAGUGUUAGCUGCCAGCGGUUUAAACGGUUUAUAUUCUUUGUUACCAAAUAUUCUGGACGAUAUAUCAGUACCUGAUUGGCGUCGCUUAACUCCCGAUGACGUAAACGACAUUAAGGGUUUAUCAACAUUUGUAACAUCGUUGGAGUUUAGCAAUGCUGUAGCACAAGUCGCACAUCCCAUGAUUAGAAAACAACUACAAGAAUUUUUAUUUCGCGGUUUUUUGAUACCCGUCUUAGGUCCUGCGCUUUUACAAACUAAUACUGACGAGCAAGUAGCCGCUACCGCUUAUUUAGAAUUAAUUUUACGCACAGUAACGCAACCGGGUCUUUUAUAUGCUUUAUUAAAAUUUCUGAUAAAUAUGGAUUACGAUGGACAAAGACUCUUGAACAUAUUAAUACAACGAAUUAAUUCCGCAUCUGAGUUGUGCCUAGUUUCUUUGUCGUUAUUUGAAACCAUGGUUAACUUAAAUUGUGAGGAUAUGAUGCUUGAGUUGGUUUUCCAACAUUUGCAACCGUGUCUGCACUUGAUGUUGUCUCAAAGAAGAAUGUUGUUGCCAUUAGACCCCCAUUGUCAGAGUUUUGAAAAAUUGUUAAAUCUAGCACCGACUUGUUGUGAUUUACCAACAUCACCUCGAACUGAUAACAUACAUUGGAAUCACUAUGGGGGACAACAAAGCCUCUGCGGAAAAUACCACGCGUAUUUGUACGACGCCAGGAAUAAAAUUGCAAGCUGUCAAGCGGCGUGUCAGUCUUGGAAUAAUUCUUAUACGGGUUGUGAUGAAAUUCUUCAAGAUCCAAGCAAUACAGAAGAAAAUUGUAAUAGUUUAUCUUCUUUGGGCGAAAGUAGUGGUUACGAAAGUUUGAAAAUAAAAAUUGACGACUCGGAUGAAAUCCCAGUUUGGCAAAUAUCGUCGAAUAAAGUUAAAAAGAGCACUCCUGUGGUCAUAGAUAACGAUCAUUUGAACAGUUCUGGAAGUGCGGGACUUUUCUUGACUAUUCUCCUUGAAAAACUGAAAAAUUUUCUUUCAAAUUCGUUUUAUAUCAAUUUGCAUGUGACUGGUUUAAUCUCAAGGUUGGCGGUGUACCCCCAACCCCUCUUGCGGACUUAUCUAUUAGACGACAGCUUGGUGUUGCAACCGAACGUGCCAUCAUUAUUUCAAAUUAUUGGUUCUUUGAAACAAAGCAUUGAUGAGUAUAUGAAUAGGCGUUCUGAUAGCGCAAGUCUGAUAAGGGCAGCGAAAGACUUUCUUGUCGAUAGAGAAACGAGACUAAUAAAUGCGCGGCGUAACACUUUAGAAAAAUCAUCUUCGUUUAAUAUGGAACCGGAACCGUUCCAACGGAACGAACCGAAACGCCGGAGCCUGAAUUUGCCAUCGUUUACGAAAAUGUUAGGUCGAAGACCGAGUCAAGUCGCCGAAAACAGCGUUGCGAUGGUUCCCACUGAAGAAUACAGUUGUAAUUUACUCUAUCCGAAAUUUAACGAAGCACAACAUGUUGCAUUAUGCGCUGUUUUGCUGGACGAAUGGGUCAAAGAACUGGCCGCUCUUGCUCAAGAACACACAAUCGCCCAACUUGCCGCCCUUUUUAAAUAGUCAUUUUAUUGUUGCAAUGUUUUUAACAAUCGAUUUCAUAAAUCAUUAGCGACCGAUAGCAAUUUUUUAACAAUGGGUUCGCUGUAUUCGCUAAAAAUUGUUUUUGUGUUAGUGUGGCUUUUUAGUGAUAUAUGGCGAACUUCAUCAUUCAGUUAGAGAACAUAUCGUUCAGGCGCCCAUAAUUUGUUAUUGAAAACCUACUUGUUAUGAUGUGUUUAAGUAAUUUUUUAAAAAAUGUCUGUGAUCUCUAUUUAAAAAUAAGAAAAUUUUAUACAAACACGUUAAUAAUGUUACUACAACCUCAUCGUCAAUUUUGCUGUGCAUUUUUCAUUGAAACCUAUGUAUAUUUUAUUUAUUUUAACUUUGUAGCAUACAGGUCUACAUUUGAUAUUUUAACCUAUUUUAAGUUGAAUACCCUGUCUGAUAAAAUUAAAUGAAAUUAAAAAGUAUGAACAAAAAAUAUUGCAAUUCAAUUUUUCCUCACGCAAAUGCAACCGUCUUUAAUUUUGCAGCACGAGCAAAAAGUAAAAAACAGAAUUUUGUAAUUGUAAUGUCUUAAACUGAGGUAUUUCGUUAAAAUAUCAGUGUGCCCUACGUGCUACUUGAUUUUAUAUGUAAUAUAAUACUUCAAAGAUGUGGCAAGGGAGAGUUGUAUGUUUUUAAAUAAACUGUAUUACUAGUUA